AUGCCGGGGUACUUCCUGCCUACCUUAGCCCCUCCCACCCAAAGGUCGUUCCAGGGCUGCAUGCAGGCAAUUCUGUUGGAUGAUCAGCCGGCGGAUAUGCAUGCCGUGGAGAAAGGCAUUGUGGGAGCAUUUGAGAACGUCAGCUUAGACAUGUGUGCCAUUAUAGACAGGUGUAUGCCUAACCAUUGUGAGCAUGGAGGCAGGUGUAAACAGACCUGGGACAGGUUUAGCUGCACAUGCGACGGAACCGGAUACACUGGAGCCACCUGUCACACUUCGGUGUUUGAACAGAGUUGUGAGGCGUAUAAACACCUGGGCAGAUCUUCAGACACAUUCUGGAUAGAUCCGGAUGGGAGUGGACCACUCGGACCUUUCAAAGUCAACUGCAACAUGACAGAAGACAAGGUGUGGACUACUGUGGUAAAUAAUCUACCAGCCCAGACCUCAGUGACCGGGUCUAGCAGAGAGAGACGCACUGUGCUGCAACUCAACUACAGUGCCUCUAUGGAACAGGUCACAGCUAUUACCACCAGUGCUGAACACUGUCAACAACAAGUGUCGUACGCCUGCCGCAUGUCCCGACUGCUCAACACACCCGCUUUUGUCUGA
This is a messenger RNA of Salvelinus sp. IW2-2015, 609 nucleotides long. NCBI's taxonomy places the organism in Eukaryota, Metazoa, Chordata, Actinopteri, Salmoniformes, Salmonidae. The record is from RefSeq and is a predicted model, not a curated record.